AUGGAGGAGGCCACGGCCCAGGCUCUCACCCCAGAGGAGGAGAUCCUCAGCCAAAUCCUGCCAGCUCCCAAAGUCCAACCUGCCCUGGAGGUGUGCAGUGAUGUCAUCCAAGUGCAGAGGUCUGAGCUGACACCUCCCACGAAGCACCAGGAAGCUCCUAGUGAUGUGAAGAAGAGCAUUCCAGGUGGAAAGUGCCAAGGUGUGCCUCUUGUUCCCCAAGGAGCAGAUGCUGCGGGGGGCGAAGGGGCUGCUCGUGUCCGUGGGGGCAGUGGCGGGUGUCCACAACAGGAUAUCAACCAGAAUCCCAGGCUCUUACCCAACAUCACCCUGGGCUACAGCAUCCAUGAGAACUUUUUAAAUGAAAGGGUGACGUACGAUGCUUUGCUAGACCUGCUGUCUGCUGGGGAGGUGAACGUUCCAAACUACAGCUCUUCAUCCUUUUCUAAGAAACCCCAGUUUUACAAUUCUUCAAUGGCCGGAGUGUAUUUGGAUGAGAACGGGGAACCCACAGCUGACUUGGACAUUGUGAACUGGGUGGUGUUUCCCAAUAGGUCCAUCCUCAGGGUGAAGUUUGGGAGAUUAUACAGACAGGGAUCCCCACACCUACAGCUCACCAUCGACCAGGAGGCCAUUGUGUGGCCCAAGUGGCUCAACCAGGAUUCCUCCCUCAAGGCCGGGCCCCACACCACUCCUACGCCUUUCCCUGGGGUACCCGGGGUGCCAAACUGCCAAGAGGAGUUUCUGGGCGUGGUCCACUGGAUGUGGGUCACACCCUCUGCUGCACUCACGGAAGAUGACACGAAUGACAACAGAGCCGAAGGAAAGAGCACAAAUGAGGGACGUCCCUUUCCCGCCCCGCCUCUCCGCAAGAAAUGCGGGGUGGAAGCGCGGAGCCUCUCUCUUAGUGCCCUCUCUUCGUGCGCAGUGAUGUUGGCGACCGGGGUUGCGCGGGGGAAGCCUCGAAACAAAGGAUACAUCUGGAGGAUCAAGGCUGAGGGAGAACCAUCUGAAGUAUCACUGGAAAAAGCUGAGGAGCAGCUGCAGGAGCAGAAAAUGAGGAGUCAGGAUGGAGCAAAGAGACAAGAGGAGAGACAGACUCACACAGGGGACAAACCUCAUAAAUGCUUGGAGUGUGGAAAGAGCUUCAGGUGGAGUAACACCUUUACACGACAUCAAAGAACUCACACAGGGGACAAACCUUAUAAGUGCUUGGAGUGUGGAAAGUGGUUCAGUCAGCGUAGCCACCUUAUUGUGCAUCAAAGAUGUCACACAGGGGACAAACCUUAUAAAUGCUUGGAGUGUGGAAAGAGCUUCAGGUGGAGUAACACCUUUACACAACAUCAAAGAACUCACACAGGGGACAAGCCUUAUAAGUGCUUGGAGUGUGGAAAGUGGUUCAGUCAGCAUAGCCACCUUAUUGUGCAUCAAAGAUGUCACACAGGGGACAAACCUUAUCAAUGCUUGAAGUGUGGAAAGAGCUUCCGUCAGAGAAGCCACCUUACUUCACAUCAAAGAUGUAACACAGGGGACAAACCUUAUAAAUGCUUGGAGUGUGGAAAGAGCUUCAGUCAGAGUAGAGCCUUUACUCAACAUCAAAGAAUUCACAAAGGGGACAAACCUCAUAUAUGUUUGGAGUGUGGAAAGAGCUUCAGAUGGAGUAGCCACCUUAUUUUGCAUCAAAGAACUCACACAGGAGACAAACCUUAUAAAUGCUUGGAGUGUGGAAAGACCUUCAGUCAGAGUAGCCACCUUACUUUGCAUCAAAGUGCUCACACAGGAGACAAACCUUAUAAAUGCUUGGAGUGUGGAAAAAGCUUCAGUCGGAGUAGCACCUUUACUCAACAUCAAAGAACUCACACAGGGGACAAACCUUAUAAAUGCUUCGAGUGUGGAAAGAGCUUCAGUCAGAGUAGCAACCUUACUUCGCAUCAAAGAACUCACACAGGAGACAAACCUUAUAAAUGCUUCGAGUGUGGAAAGAGCUUCAGGUGGAGUAGUGCCCUUACUUUGCAUCACAGAACUCAUACAGGGGACAAACCUUAUAAAUGCUUGGAGUGUGGAAAGAGCUUCAGUUGGAGUAGCACCUUUACUCAACAUCAAAGAACUCACAAAGGGGACAAACCUCAUAUAUGCUUGGUGUGUGGAAAGAGCUUCAGUCAGAGUAGCCACCUUACUUUGCAUCAAAGAACUCACACAGGAGACAAACCUUAUAAAUGCUUCGAGUGUGGAAAGAGCUUCAGGUGGAGUAGUGCCCUUACUUUGCAUCACAGAACUCAUACAGGGGACAAACCUUAUAAAUGCUUGGAGUGUGGAAAGAGCUUCAGUUGGAGUAGCACCUUUACUCAACAUCAAAGAACUCACAAAGGGGACAAACCUCAUAUAUGCUUGGUGUGUGGAAAGAGCUUCAGUCAGAGUAGCCACCUUACUUUGCAUCAAAGAACUCACACAGGAGACAAACCUUAUAAAUGUUUGGAGUGUGGAAAGAGCUUCAGUCAGAGUAGCCACCUUACUUUGCAUCAAAGAACUCACACAGGAGACAAACCUUAUAAAUGCUUGGAGUGUGGAAAGAGCUUCUGUCAGAGUAGCAACCUUACUUUGCAUGAAAGAACUCACACAGGGGACAAACCUUAUCAAUGCUUGAAGUGUGGAAAGAGCUUCAGUCAGAGUAGCAACCUCACUUCGCACCAAAGAAGUCACACAGGGGACAAACCUUAUAAAUGCUUGGAGUGUGGAAAAAGCUUCAGUCGGAGGAGCACCUUUACUCAUCAUCAAAGAACUCACAAAGGGGACAAACCUUAUAAAUGAUUGGAGUGUGGAAAGAGCUUCAGUCAGAGUAGCCACCUUACUUUGCAUCAAAGAUGUCACACAGGGGACAAACCUUAUAAAUGCUUUGAGUGCGGAAAGACCUUUAGUCAAAGUGGCCACCUUACUUUCCAUCAAAGCACUCACACAGGGGACAAACCUUAUAAAUGUUUGGAGUGUGCAAAGAGCUUCAGUCAGAGUGGCCACCUUAUGUUGCAUCACAGAACGCAUACAGGGAACAAACCUUAUACAUGCUUGUAGUGUUGAGAAUGGCUACCUUCAGGCACUUCAAAGGAUCCAUACAAGGGAAGAGAUGUAUAAAUGCUUUGAAUGUGGAAAAUGUUUUAAGCAGAGUUCAACCCUUUCUGUGCAUUAAAGAAUCCAUAUGGGGAAGCUGGGCGACCAACAAGAUUUUUAUGGGAGGUUCAGACCCCCAACAACCUUCUUCUUUUAUCUUAACCACAAACUGUUCCACUUCCCUUCACCUGCUAUUUUGGUGGCCUGUCAGUUUUUCCUUUGCAGAGACAGAGGGGUUUUGGCUUUUCCAGAGAUGGGUGAGCACCCAAGAUGGAUGCUGAGGCCAAGGUGGCUGCAGAAGCCAAAAUGGCCUCUCAGUUUUCCAGUUUUUCCCCAUCAUAUCCCCCCUGGCAGUUUCUAUCUGCCAAAUUCAAUAUUCAGUUAAUGACAUUUCAUGUAUUACUUUAUCUACUUCCUCUAGAUCUUUAUUAUUUUUCAUAAACCUAUACCUGCUUAUAUAAUUCACUAAUAGGCAAAAGACCUUGUGGUUUAAGAAUGUACAUAUAGCCCACAGCUAUUUCUAUCAAACUUUAAAAAGCAGGGAAAUUGGGCAGCUAUAGUGAAUGCACCAGGGGAGCAGGAGACCUGACCUCCUCUCUGAGAUAUUGUCCAGCCCUACAAAUUGGUCAAAAUGCAAAUACAAUUUGGGUUGGUCUUUCACAGUCCAAUCCACUUGCUGUGUAGCUUGGAAGAAUUUGGUAACAUGUGCCUCUGAGCAUAUGGUGAGUGGUGGCAACACCUGCCAUCUCCAAAGAUGGUUAAUUAUAUUUUUGUAUGUUUGUUGGUGUUCUUACUUUGCUUCUUUCCUGUGUUACUAAUGUUUCUACAGAGAAUCUAAUCUAGAAAAUAUUAUUUCUCUCAUUUUUGCUCAUAAGAAAAGCAGGGACAUGCAGACAGGUUAAGGAAUCUAAUAUGGGGGUUGUUGGGGCCUGUGGAUGUUUGUCCCAUAGUCCCAUGAAGGCACCACUUCUUUAGGUCCUGGGUUCAAGGUGUAUAGGGCCUUAAAGGUCAGCACCAGGAUCUUGGGAAUCAGCUGGUGGAAACCAGUGAAGCUCUAUCCAUUUUGGUGAUAGGUGUUCCCUUUGAGCUGCCACAUUCUUGUGGUCUUGCAGCCACAUUCUGUACUAGCCACAGUUUCCAUAGAAUUGUAGACUCAUUGAAUAGGAGAGUUGGAAGGGGGCUGUAAGGGCAUCGAAUCCAACCUCUUGCUCAAUGCAGGAAUCUAAAUUAAAGUUUACCCGGCAGGACAGUGUUGGAGAGCCCACCACAUCCCUAGAUCAUUGGUUCCAUUAUCGUACUGCUCUAACAGUUAGGAAGGUUUUCCUGAUGAUUAACUUUUAAUGCUGUUAUUAACUGGAAGGGUGGUGUUUAGAUUAAUUAUUGAUUGUGGUCCUCAUUGGUUUUUAUAUUGUAUUUUACUGUGUUAUGUAUGUCGCCUAGAGUGGCCGUUAAUUCGGCCAGAUAGGCGACUCAUAAAUAAAAUUUUAUUAUUUAUUGUUAUGUUCAGUUGAAAUCUGACUUCCUGCAUCUUGAGCACAUUAUUCCAUGUUCUGUUUAUUUAUUUAUUUAUUGCACUUAUAUACAGCCCCCAUAGCCAAAGACUGACCCAAAGUUGGAAAUGAGUGCUUAGAAGCAUAGAACAGUAGAGUUGGAAGGGGCCUAUAAGGCCAUCAAGUCCAACCCCCUGCUCAAUGCAGGAAUCCAAAUCGAAGCAUUUCCGACAGAUGGCUGUCCAGCUGCCUCUUGAAGGCCUCCAGUGUCGGAGAGCCCACUACCUCUCUAGGUAAUUGGUUCCAUUGUCGUAUGGCUCUAACAGUUAGGAAGAUUUUCCUUUUUUUUUUUCAAUAAUUUUUAUUCAGAUUUUCAUAAAACAUACAAGACAAAAUCAUAAAACAUUCAAAGACAAAAAACAAAAUCAAAAAUAGUUAAACAAAAAGAAAAAAAGAAAAAAAAAAACAAAAAUAAAAAGUAAAGAGUAAAAUAUUGACUUCCCAUUUGUCAAAGAUCAAAUCAGUUAUAAGUCUAUAAUAUAUAACAAUCCUGUCUCUUAAGUCAUAUUAUAAAAUC
Rhineura floridana is the source of this 5166-nucleotide messenger RNA. RefSeq names its product zinc finger protein 271-like. The record is from RefSeq and is a predicted model, not a curated record. Gene Ontology annotation, molecular function: DNA-binding transcription factor activity, RNA polymerase II-specific; RNA polymerase II cis-regulatory region sequence-specific DNA binding. Gene Ontology annotation, biological process: regulation of transcription by RNA polymerase II. Bases 1 to 2805 code for a protein of 934 amino acids. NCBI's taxonomy places the organism in Eukaryota, Metazoa, Chordata, Lepidosauria, Squamata, Rhineuridae. The transcript has 8 exons.